AUGAAUCCGCCAUUGCUGAAGCUCGCGUUCGUGCAGGGUCCAAGAGAAGGCGAAUCUGUAGAGUACAAGCCCGGAUCCACUAUCCGGAUUGGCCGAAUCGUUCGUGGUAAUGAAAUCGCCAUUAAAGACGCCGGAAUCUCCACCAAGCACCUCCGGAUCGUCUCCGAUUCCGAGAAGUGGAUAAUCCACGACCUAGGAUCUUCCAACGGCACCAUACUGAACUCGGACACUCUCCACCCAGAUAAACCCCACAUUCUUCGCCAUGGAGACGUAAUCAAGCUUGGUGAGUAUACUUCCUUUGUCGUCAACUUAGAGACUGAUGUUCAGGAGCAGCAUAAGCUUCCUCCCAGGCCAAGGAGGAACAACAGGCGUCUGGCUGUUGCGGAUCCGGAUCCGGAUCCGGUUGUUCCUGUUGAGUCGGUUCAGGAGAACCGAAAGCGCAAGGGCAGACCUUCGAAGCAAGAGGAACAUCAAGUGCCCAAGAGAAGUAGGGAAACGAGAAGUAAAACCCUGGAAGAAGAAGAAGCGCCGGAGGAGAAAAAGGGCAACAACUCAAGGGCUCGGGGAGGUAAGAAGAAGACUGAGAAUUUGGGUUUGAACUCAAUCAAAUUGGAAAUUGAGGAUACCCCAAAGGGAGUGGAAGUCUCAGCCAUGAAGAGACCGACAAGAAGCAGGCAGGUUGAAAAACCCUGUCUCGGAUUGGCGAAUGUAAAGAGUGAGGAUAGUGUUGUGGAGGAGAAGGUAACUUGUGCAAGGGCUACCAGAAGCAAGAGGAAAGAAAUUGGUGGAGAUUCUUUCUUGGAUUUGGAGAUGGUCCUGAACCAAGCCCGGAAGAGCCGUGCAAAGAAGAAGAAAAUGGAGCACAAGAGCGUAGUAGUAGAAGAGAUGGAAGACAGAAAUGAUGAGGUUGAAGAAGAAGAUAAGGAAAAUGAAAAGGAUGUUGAAGCUCAGAAAGAAGAAGAUGAUGAUGGAUCCAAGAGGGUGGAGAUUGAGUCAAGGAAGAGCACAUUAGGAGAAGAGGACCUGAACUGUGCUGUUAGAGAAGACGGAGAGACAGACGAAUUACAAGAUACAAUCGACGACGAGGGAAGAGACCGUAAGAGCGAGGAGGCUGGUAUCGAGACAUCAGACGGUGGUGGAUGUGAUGAUGAGGAAAAGGCUGAGCAGGAAUCCAGCAAUAAGAGUGUUGUAGACAAGGUAGAGGUUGAUUUUGGGAAAAUGUCAUUUAGAGGAUGGUUUAGAUUCACGGAGGUUAACCUGGGAAAACAGACAGUGGAGGAGACAGAGAAGAUAAUAGAGUCCAUGAGAAGUAAAUCUCUGAGAGUUCACAAGCAUAUUGCAGAGCAGAAGCAAGCAAAGGGAAAUGGGAGUGUGAGUUAAAAAAAUAUAUGACAUAGUUAAGAUCACCCCCACCCCUGAGAAUACUAUGUUCGAGAUUGUGCUAGGAACCACUACUAGUUGGAGUUUCUUCUUCAUUAUAUAAAAUAAUAUCAUGUGACUGUAA
This is a messenger RNA of Eutrema salsugineum, 1504 nucleotides long. RefSeq names its product FHA domain-containing protein At4g14490. Bases 1 to 1380 code for a protein of 459 amino acids. Gene Ontology annotation, molecular function: protein binding; mRNA binding. The transcript has a single exon. The record is from RefSeq and is a predicted model, not a curated record. NCBI's taxonomy places the organism in Eukaryota, Viridiplantae, Streptophyta, Magnoliopsida, Brassicales, Brassicaceae.